Messenger RNA from Pleurotus ostreatus (oyster mushroom), 1398 nucleotides. RefSeq names its product tyrosyl-tRNA synthetase (gene MSY1). NCBI's taxonomy places the organism in Eukaryota, Fungi, Basidiomycota, Agaricomycetes, Agaricales, Pleurotaceae. The transcript has 8 exons. Gene Ontology annotation, molecular function: RNA binding; ATP binding; tyrosine-tRNA ligase activity. Gene Ontology annotation, cellular component: mitochondrion; cytosol. The record is from RefSeq and is a predicted model, not a curated record. Gene Ontology annotation, biological process: tyrosyl-tRNA aminoacylation. The coding region runs from base 1 to 1398 and encodes 465 amino acids.
AUGUUGAAACGACUGCUUGUGCUACGAGCAUGGAAGCCUUCUCCGAGCCGCCUUUACAGUACCCGUGGCGUCUUGGAUGCCUUGCAUGACCGUGGACUUACAUUUAGCGUAACGAGGCCCGACGAGCUGAAGCAGGCCAUCCAGUCCGGUCCACGCGUCCUUUACUCUGGGAUAGACCCCACCGCGGGCUCCUUUCAUGCCGGGCAUUUACUGCCACUGAUGUGCAUGCUACACUUUCAGCUUCAUGGGCAUCGCGUAAUUCCUUUGAUUGGCGGCGCCACAGGCCUUAUUGGAGACCCAUCAGGAAGGACAACUGAAAGAGAUCUGGCCGUUAAGCAAGAGGUUGAGGCCAACGUCGCGAGCUUGACCGAAGGUGUGAAGAGGUUUUUCGACUCUGCGAAGACAUACGCGUCAAAACGAGUUACUUUGGAUCUUGCAAAGUGGCAGGACGUAGAGGUAAAAAACAAUAUUCAAUGGUACGAAGGCGUCAGCUUUCUGGACUUCCUGCGGAACGUGGGCGUUCACGCCCGGGUCAACACCAUGAUAAAUAGAGAAAGCGUGCAAGCUCGUAUGAACUCCCAACAGGGCAUAUCAUUUACAGAAUUCACGUACCAACUUCUCCAAGCCUACGACUUUUACCACUUGCACAAGUAUCAUGGCUGCUCUAUUCAGCUUGGUGGGUCCGAUCAGUGGGGGAAUAUCCUCGCUGGACUUGACCUCAUCCAAAAGCUGGAGCCCGACCGUGUCAAGGGAGAUGGCCGAGAUGCGUUCGGGAUAACAACACCCCUCUUGACAACAUCAUCUGGUGACAAAUUCGGGAAGAGUGCAGGGAAUGCCGUUUGGCUUGAUCCACGAAAAACACCGCCAUUUGAUUUCUACCAAUUUUUCUACAAUACCUCCGAUGCAGACUCUGCCAGAUACUUGAAGUUCUUUACCCUGCUCCCAGAGCAAGCGAUCGAAGAGGCUAUGGUCGAGCAUAAUCGAGCUCCGGAGCAACGGAUACAGCAGACGCUUCUUGCGAAGGAAGUAACGGAACUCGUUCACGGGGAGGCCGGCGUCACCAGCGCUUUGCGCGUCACGGACUUGCUCUAUUCUGCCGACCGCAAAAAGCUCAAGACGACUGAUAUUCUGAGCGCUAUGAAAGAAGACCCGAGACUACGUGUCAUAAGCCGCUCUGAUCUCACCGAGACUUCCGUCGUAAAAUUGGCAGCCGUUCACCGCCUGACUGAUUCUGGAUCGCAAGCCAAGACGAUGUGCAAAGCACGGGGUCUGUUCGUCAAUGAUGUAGUUUGGACAGAUCUUCAAGGUACGCUGGCGUCGGACGACUUGAUUGACGGUCGUGUUGCAGUGUUACGGGCUGGUAAACACAAGCACGUAGUCUUGGUGGCUCGGGAUUGA